Phytophthora nicotianae INRA-310 is the source of this 2077-nucleotide messenger RNA. RefSeq lists its product as hypothetical. Gene Ontology annotation, molecular function: 3'-5'-RNA exonuclease activity. Bases 62 to 1246 code for a protein of 394 amino acids. The transcript is spliced from 2 exons. NCBI's taxonomy places the organism in Eukaryota, Oomycota, Peronosporomycetes, Peronosporales, Peronosporaceae. The record is from RefSeq and is a predicted model, not a curated record.
AGUCGAUCACGGGACCAGUUCGAAUCUGUAGACGCAGCAGCUUCACCUCUGCAGCUUGGACAUGAACGGGUUCGACUCAUUCUUCCCGAACAACUCGGCGCCGCGCAAUCCGUACUAUCGCCACUCGCAGUCGCGUCGGCCUCGAACGUCCACGAGCGACCGCAUUUUCGUGCUAGUGGGCACAAUUGUAGUCUUCAUGCUCUUUGUGGGGUACCAGAGCUUCCAAAACGUGGCUCCACUGGGCGGCACCCCCGCGUCCAUCGACCAACAGGCGGAGGCUGCGGCCGCACUGUCAGGCAACGAGAACCGCCCGAGAUUGCGAGCGGCAACGACGAACCAGGAGGCGACAACUGAUCAAGAGAUGCAGCAGAAGCAACAGAAGCAGACGCUGAGCUCCUCGCCGCUGAGUCUCAAGAUAAUGACCUUCAACUUGAGAUUCGCCGGAACAGGUGACGGCCUCAAUAGCUGGCGCUACCGUAAAGACCACGUGGCCGACAUCAUCGACCGCUACCAUCCUGCCAUCAUGGGCACGCAGGAGGGACUGAAGACGCAGCUGGCGGAGCUGGAGAGCUUACUGAACCACCCGUACGAACGUUUCGGUGUCGAGCGUGAGGAGAACGGCGAGUUCGAGCAGAUUUUCUAUGAUGCAGCCGUGCUGGAGCGUCUGGACGAUGGGAACUUUUGGCUCUCGGAGGAACCAGACACACCCGGUACCCAGGGAUGGGACGCCGCAUGCGUACGUAUGGUCACAUGGGGCAAAUUCCGACUGCGCGCUACGCAGCAAGAGCUCUUCGUCUUCAACACGCAGCUGGAUCAUGUGGGUCCAAAGUCUCGCGAAGAGGGCUCAAAGCUACUGUGGGAACGCAUUCAGCAGAUUGCAGGUGAUGCCCCACUCUUCCUCAUGGGAGACUUUAAUACCUACCGCCACACUAGCACGUACAGCUACUUCACAUCCCAAGAGGGAGGACCGCAACUACGUGAAGCAUGGCCCGAAGCGGCGAAACAAAUUGGUGACGUGUCGUACACAUAUCACGGCUGGGCUGGUGUUAAGAAUGACGGCGAAAAAACUGCUGUUCGUGCUGCAAACCACAUUGACUGGAUCUUCUACCGUCCGCAGAUGAAGGUGCUGACGACGGAAGUCAUCACCGAAGAUCGUAAGGGCCGCUAUCCAUCGGAUCACUACCCGAUUCAGGCUGAAGUUCUCUUCCCUAGUCCAGCGGAACUACCACCUCCGGGGGCUUACUAGUCGUGAGAAUCAAAAGAAAUAUGUCAAGACGUGUCUAGAACAAGCUGUGGGUGGCAAAUUGUUGGUCAAUUGAAUGCCUUAAACUGUUGAGGUAUAGCAUUUCACGGGCUGCCCUGGUCCAUGUCGUAGAACGACUGAGUCUAAUGCGACGCUCUCGUAGCCUCGCGUGAAAUCUCCUAGAAUUCUCAAGGCUGAGAGUCCUGAAAGUACACUCACAAACUCGCACUGCGUAGGUGGUGACCAUGACAAGAUGACGUUCUUUGGGUCCUUGACCCAACCAGCAAGCUCGCUCAAAGGCAGCUUGAACUGCGUGAUGGUUCCGUCGUACGAAAACACUGGACUAAGGGGCAUGGCCAGCGUUAGUCCUGUGAAUUGUGCACAAGUCGCACACUCCAACUCGACGAGGUGGCCCAUUCCCGCGAGGUUCAAGUUCGUAGCAUCAAAACUGCCCUCUGCCGAUGAGAGCACAAAGUCUAGUGAGCCGCCAUAGGCAGCCCAGUGGUUACCUAGAAACUUGGGCGGGGCAGUGAAGUACCAAAGCAUAGAAUCAUCGCCGGUGUCCUCACGACGAUGGACAACAGCAUCGAGGCCGUAGAUAUAGUAACUAAGCUGCACUCCACGAGAAAUGGGCUGAAAAUGUGGCCUUGAAUCGGCACCUGCCCCGUUCCACAAGAUUCUCCAGUUGUCGAUAUCCAGGUCGAAUGUGCUAGACACCAACGCAUCACUCGUAGUGAUAACGACGAUGCCCUCAUUCGAUACAGCCACCCCAUCCGUGACAGUAUAUCGAAACUCAGCGUACUUCAUGAGCACAGCGUAAAACAAUCAGCAAAC